This is a messenger RNA of Dictyostelium discoideum AX4, 10254 nucleotides long. RefSeq lists its product as hypothetical. Gene Ontology annotation, molecular function: cohesin loader activity. The transcript has 2 exons. Gene Ontology annotation, biological process: chromatin looping; regulation of gene expression. The record is from RefSeq and is a predicted model, not a curated record. Bases 1 to 10254 code for a protein of 3417 amino acids. NCBI's taxonomy places the organism in Eukaryota, Evosea, Eumycetozoa, Dictyosteliales, Dictyosteliaceae.
AUGAAAGAUAUUCAACAUAUACUUAAUGGUAAUUACUCACCAAAAAGAGUGCAAAAACUAGCUUCACAUAUACCUUCAACUAUUGUACAAAAAUACAUUAUGAAAUUAAAACCACAAGAUGAAAGAGCUCCCGAUAUAUCAAUUUCUAUGAUGCCAGUAUUAUGUAUAAAAUUUUAUUCAAUUGCAGGUUCAAGUUAUUGUAAACAAUCAAAUUAUUUAAAAUUUUUAGAAGAAUCAUUUAGAAUUAUAGCUGAAGAAGGAGGUGAUGUUUUAAAAAAUUUUAAUGGUGAAGAGAUUUUAGCAGUCUGGUAUAAUAGUGAUAAAGAAAGUGGUGAACAAAUAUUUUCAUUCUUAUCAAGAAGAGCAAUAAGAUGCGCACAAAAAAUUAGAGCAAUGUUUUAUUUAAUUUCUUCAAAAGAAGAAAAUGGAAAAACUGAAUUAUUUGUAAAUAGUAAUAAUAUAAAUAGUAAUAAUAUAAACAUUAAUAAUAAUAAUAAUAAUAAUAAUAAUAAUAAUAAUAAUAGUGGCAAUAGUAGUUUUAAUAAUAUCCGAAAUAAUAAUACGAAUGAACAAUCAUAUAGUUCUAAUAGUAUGCCUAUACCAACGCCAUCAUCAUCAUCAAAUAUAAAUAUUCAACAUUCUGAUUAUGAUUCAUUUACGCCACAGUUUAAUAUGACACCAUUUAUAUCUUCACCAAUAGCUAAAUCAAAUCCAAAUUCUUUUAGAGAGAGAGUAGAAAUUGAACAGCAAAAAGAAAGAGAAAGAGAAAAAUUAAAUAUAAAUACAUCUUCAUCGAAUAAAGAAAGAUUUAAACAACAAAAUUAUGUACAGACAUCAACAUCACCACCACCAUCAUCACAAUUUUAUAGCCAACAACAACAACAACAACAACAACAACAACAACAACAACAACAACAACAACAACAACAACAACAACAACAACAACAACAACAACAACAACAACAACAACAACAACAACAACAACAACAACAACAAAAACAAUCAUCAUUUUCAUCAACAAAUUCAGGUAUAAAUAUAAAUAUAUCGACAAAUAAUAGUCAACAACAACAACAACAGCAACAACAACAAAUUACAGAUCCACUAUUUAAUAUUUAUGUUGGAUUUGGCGAAGUUUUUUUAGGUAGUAUAGGAGGUGAUAAUAAAACAUGGUUAUUACUUACAGGUGGUGAUGGAUUUUUAGGAAUGUAUAAUAUGAUGAGAAAUUAUGAAAUAGCUUCAGGUAUUCAAUCAUUUCCACUUAAAUUACAACUUUCAAGAUCAAAACUUAGUAAAGAUUUCGAUUUUAGUAAAUUAUCUUCUGUAUAUAGUAAUGUUGAUGAUAAUAAUAGUAAUAAUAAUAAUAAUAACACAGUACCAAUUUCAACUUCACCAGUAUCAAUUAAUUUUAGUAUUGGCUCAGUAGUUUCAAAUUUAUUGGGUUAUAAUAAAGAUAAUAAAGAUAAUAAAGAUAAAGAUAAAGAUAGUAAUAAUAAUAAAGAUAGUAAUAAUAAUAAUAAUAAUAAUAAUGUAAAAAACAGUCAUUUAUUUAGUCAAAUUAUAGUUAAUAGAUGUUUAUAUUCAUUGAUUAAAUCACAUUCACAAUGUGAAGUAUUUGAAUUUGAUAGUUCAGAUUCAUUAUUUUCACAAGAUAAUGAUGAUAAUAAUAGUUUAAAUGAAAUAACGUCGAUAAAAAAUACAGGUACAAAAAUAGAAACAACAGAAAUAACAGCAACAGCAACAACAACAUCAGAUGAUGAAUUAUUAGGUUUUUAUAAAUCGAAUAUAUAUGAUGAAUUUUAUAUUUUUAAAGGUAUGCAUGAUGUUUCAAAACCUGUACCAUUUGCAAUGGAUAAAACAUUGGAAGAGUUAUCACCAGAGAUAUUAAUUCAACUUCAAAGUUUAUUAUGGUGUCAUAUACCAACUCAUAUUAGAGUUUUAGUAACUGCCGAUUCAACAAGUGAAUAUAUAUUUUUAGAGGGUCAUAAGAAAUUAAAAGAUAAAUAUUUAAAAAAUAAUCAAUCAAAUUCACUUUUAUCAAAUUCGAUUUCAUCUGUAUUAUCAGGUGGCAGUACUACUAGUAAUACUACUACUACUACUACUACAACAAAUACUACCACUACUGCAAAUACAACAACAGUAUCAACAUCAUUUUCAUUAUCAUCACAUUCAAAUAUAGCAUCGAUUGAUGAAAAUACUAAAAGGUAUCAUGAUGAUAAUAACUCAUUUCAAUUGAAUCAAGAAUGGAGUUUAGAAUCUCGUAGUUUAACAUUUGUAGUCGUGCAUUUAUUUAAUCUUUCUUUUGUCGGUUCAACGUUAAAGUUUUUUAAUCCAGUAGUUGCAAGAAUUCAAGAGUUUUUAAGAAAAUCCGAUGGUUCAGUCAUUGAUUUGGUUCAAAGAGAACGUGGUGCAUUUGUUAUUUGUGCAUUGGGUUUCUCUUCUUUUACAGAUUCAAAAAAUCAUUCAAUUAAUGGUGUUAAAGUUUCAAUGGAUAUUUAUAAAUUAUUAAGAUCACAUACAAAACCAUUUGUACGUGAUUUCAAUAUACUAAUUUUAACAGAAAAAGUAAUUUGUGGUAUGGUUGGUAAUAAAAUGAGAUCAGAUUAUACUUUUAUUGGUGAUAAAUUACAUUAUUCAUUUAAAUGGUUAUCAACUUUAUAUUUUAAUCAAAAAAGACAACGACAACAACAAAAUGAUAAAAAUAAUAGUUUAAUUGGUGAUAGACAAAAUUUAUCAUCAUUUUUUAUAAAUCAAGAAUUUGCAGAUGAUUUUGAUAAACCACAUGAAGGUGGUGAAAUAUUGUGUGAUGAAACUACAAAGAAUAAGUGUGGUAAAUAUAUUGUUUUCGAUGAUAUGGAGGUUGAUAUUGAUUAUAUCUCAACUAUUGGUAGUAGAAGUUUAGAUUCAAAUGAUAUUUCAUUUGAAGGAAUUUCAACAUUAACUUUUUCAAGUUCUUCACUAACAUCACCACCUCCAUCAUCAUUAUCAUCUCCAAAAUAUCAACAACAACAACAACAACAGAAUAAUAGUUUAGUUGUAGCACCAUCAUCAUCACUAACAUCACCAAUUAGUUUAAGAUUUCCAAGAUUUAUUUCAACAUUUUAUGGUUUCAAAAUUAUUGAUAUCGCUCAUAUUAAAACUACAAAGAAUAGACAAUUACUUCAACUUCAACAAUAUCGUGGUUUUAAUGAAACUGAAGAUAUAGUUAUAAGUAGUGAUAGUAGUGGUAGUGAUACUUUAGUUACAAAUAGUAGUGGUAGUGGUGUGGGAAUAGGGAUAGGAUUAGAUGGUAAAAAGAGAACAUUAUGGACAGAUUCAAUAAAUAAAAAAUCUGGUUAUAUUUUAUUAGGUCGUGCAAAUGAAAUUAGAGAGAUUAUGUAUAGAUAUUAUUUACUCACUGAACAAUUGGCAUCAACAUUUACAUUGAUUGAAGCUGAUAUUGGUAUGGGUAAAAGUUCGAUCAUCACAGAAGUUUUCAAUGUAAUGUCCCUUGAAGGUGCUAAAGUUUUAUGUGGUAGUGGUUCAUUAUUAGAGAAAAAUAGACCCUAUAGUAUAUGGAGAGAUAUAUUUUACGAUUUAUUCUUUGACGAUGAUGAUGAUUUUGAUGAUAAUGAAAAUGAUGAUAAUAAUUAUAAUAAUAAUAAUAAAUUCUUUGAUCCACAACAAAAGAAACAACAACAACAAGAAGAUAGGUUUUCAAAAGUUCAAAAUAUGCCAAUUGAAGCGAUUAGACAACAUAUCUUUAGGAAUCAUACAGAUUUACGUAUUGAAUUCUUACCGAUGAUAUCAUUGUUAAAUCCAGUUUUAAGAGUUAAUUUCCCAUCAAAUGAAGUAGUAUCGAAAUUUAUUUCAUCUGGUUUAAUUUUAGAGAAAACUUUUGAAUUGUUAACUUAUUUACUUAGAACUGCUGUUACCAAAAGAAGAAUAGUUAUCAUUUUAGAAGAUAUUCAAUAUAUGGAUAAGGUUUCUUGGUUAUUCCUACUACACAUUAGUUUCACAUUACGUCCAUUAAUGAUCAUUACAACUUCAACACCAAUAUUUGAUUAUCCAUCAGAAUUGGGUAAAAUUAAAAAAACUUUUGAACAAAAAUAUCAAUAUGAAGAAGAUAAUAUUGGAACUAAUGAUAAUCAAAUAAAUAAUAAUAAUAACAAUAAUAAUAACAAUAACAAUAAUAACAAUAAUAAUAAUAAUAAUAAUAAUAAUAAUAAUAAUAAUAAUAAUAAUAAUAAUAAUAAUAAUAAUAAUAAUAAUAAUAAUAAUAGUAAUAAUAAUAAUAAUAAUAUUAUAAAUGAAAUUGAUGAUGGAGAUUUAAGUAAUAAUAAUAGUGGUAGUAAUACUAAUAACACUGGUAGAGUAUCAACAGAUUCGUCAACACAUUCAAAUACAUCGACAACAUCAUCGGUUUCAAGUACACCACAAUAUAGAUCAAAAACUGAGGAUCCUAAUGGUAAAAAUGGUAACCAUUUCCGUAAUAGAAUUUUCAUUGAAAAGAAAGAUCAAGAUCAUACUUCCAAUGGUCAACAAGUUAUUGGUGAUGCAUCAACAUCUUCACAACAUGAAACUAAUCCAUCAUUAAGAGAGGCAAAUCAUGACUCUAUUGUUACUUCAGAAGAUCAUCCUUCAAGUCCUUUACAAGAAUUUAAUGACCAACCACCACCACCAACAACAACAACAACAACAACAGAGAUUAAGUUUAAUAAUAAUAAUAAUUAUAAAACUAAAAGUGAGCCUUAUCAAUUUGAAAUCUCUCAAAAAACAUCACCUAUUCAACAACAAACUAUCAGGCAAUCACAACCUCAACAACCUCAGCAAACUCAACUAUCACUAAGACAAAAGUUGAUGCAACCUCAACAACAAGAACAACAACAUCCACAGAAAGUUCCACAACCAAGCCAAGUUCCACAACCAAGCCAAAUUCCACAACAACCACAACAACAAGCACAACAAAAAGAGGCACAGCAACAACAGGCACAACAAACACAAACGCAAACACAAACACAAAAGCAAACACAAAAACAACCAAUCCAACACUCAUUCCCAAGAUUACAAAAAUCUAUACACCAACAACAACAACUACAACAACAAAAACAACAACAGCAAUAUCUACAACAACAACAUCUACAUUUACAACAAAAACUACACCUACAACAGGAGCAAAAACAACAGGAACAAAAACAACAACACCAACAACCACAACAACAACAACAACAACAACAACAACAACAACAACAACAACAACAACAACCACAACAACAACAACAACAACAACAACAACAACAACAACAACAACAACAACAACAACAACAACAACAACAACAACAACAACAACAACAACAACAACAACAACAACAACACCAACACCAACAACACCAGCAACAACAACACCAGCAACAACAACAACAACAACAACAACAACAACACCAGCAACAACAACAACAACAACAACAACACCAGCAACAACAACAACAACAACAACAACACCAGCAACAACAACACCAGCAGCAACAACAACAACAACACCAACAACACCAACACCAACAACACCAACAAUACCAACAACAACAACAACAACAACAACACCAACAAUACCAACAACAACAACACCAACAAUACCAACAACAACAACAACAACAACAACAUCAACAACAACACCAACACCAACACCAACAACACCAACAACACCAACAACACCAACAACACCAACAACACCAACAACACCAACAACACCAACAACAACAUCAAUUAAUGCAACAAAGACAACAGUUGGAAACUAAAAACUCAGCCCAACAACAACAACAAAAAUUCCAAACAAAUUCAUCACAAGUCAAUAAUUCUCCAUUACCACAACAACAACAACAACAACAACAACAACAACAACAACAACAACAACAACAACAACAACAACAACAACAACAAGAUACAUCAGAACAAACUAAUGAUCCUCCAAAAAAAGAAAUUAUUAAGAAAGAAAAGAAUCAAUAUAGUUUAGUUGAUAAAAGUGGUAAUUUAAUAACCAAAGCUCCAAUGUCAUUUGAAUAUGCAGAGAUUCAAAUAGGACCAUUAAGUAGAGAAGUAAUUUAUGAAUUGAUAAAGAGAAUAUUAAAUGCCAAAAGUGUAGGAGGAAAUUUAUUGAAUAUGAUUGCUACAAAAUGUGAAGGUAAUCCAUAUGUUUGUUUUGAAACAACUAAAUGGUUAAAAAACAUCGAUUUCAUUGGGUCAACUCAUAAUAGAUAUUUCAUUCAACCCCAUUAUUAUGCCAGAAGUUCACCUACUUUACCAGAGGUAAUCGAUAGUUUCUUUAUGAGUAAACUUAGUACCCUAAGUAAUACACUCUCAAUUAUUCUUAGAAGUUGUUCAGUUAUUGGUACAAUCAAAUUUCCAUUUGCAUUGAUCUAUCAUCUAUUCCCACUCGGACAAAAAAGACCAUUCCUAAAAGAAACCAUUCAAAAAUUGGUUGAUCUUGAAAUCUUGGAGAUCAUACCAUUGGAUGAUAUCGAUAGCUUUUCUCACUCUUAUCCACCAAAGAAAUUAACAUUCAACAACAGUAAUUCUUGUAAUAGUUCAUCAAUUGAAAGUUUCACCACUUCUACAGGUUCAGUUAGUGGUAGAGAUAUUUUAAGUGGUGGAAGUGGUAGUAUAAGUGGUAGUACAAGUGGUGGUAGUGGUAGUAUGAGUGGUGGUGUUAAUUUUAAUUACAAUACUUCAAAUCCAACAAUAUUAAAUAAUUAUUUCUAUAAUAAUGGUAUCAAUAAUAAAAAUGCAAAAUUAAAACCUUAUUUUUCAAGAACUGAUCCAAGUUCGAGUGUAAAUCGUGGUAAUAAUAAUAAUAAUAAUAAUAACAACAAUUCAAAUAGUCCAAGCAAUAUCAACAAUAACAAUAGUAAUAUUGUUAGCAUAGCUAAUAAUAAUUUAAAUAAUAAUAAUAAUAUUCAUAUUGUUGGUGGAUUUAGUAAUAUUAAUAAUACUAGCAAUAAUAUUAUUAUUAAUAAUAAUAUUAUCAAUAAUAAUAAUAAUAAUCAUCAUCAUCAUCUUCAUAUAACAAAUCCGACUUAUAGUACAGAUGAUAAUCAAUUUAAAAAGAAAAAUAUUUAUCAAGUUAAUGAUAGUAUUCAUGAUUUAUUUUUUGGUGAAUGGGAUUUUUAUUAUUGUUUUAAAUCCGAAUUCCUUCAAGAAGCAUAUUACAAUAGUUUAUUAUUAGCUCAAAGACAAUCAUUACAUUUAAGAAUGGCAAAUUGGAUUGAAAAGAAUUAUAUGGAAUAUGAUUUAGAUAAUUAUUAUCAAUUUUUAGCUUAUCAUUGGUCAAAAACAAAUUUAUCAGAUGAACAUAAUUGUGAGAAAGCAUUACAAUCAACUUGGGAUGCUGCUCAACAUUGUUUAAAACUUGGUAAAUACUUGGAUAUCAUUAAAUAUUAUUCAGAAUAUCUUGGAAUUUUCCGUGCAAAAAGAAAUAAUUUAAUUCAACCAGAUUCAACUAGUUUUGAUUUUAAAUUUACUUUUAAAGAAUCUCAAUUAUUUAAAAAUAAUUCAAUUCAAAUACAACCAACAAAAACAACUAAACCAUUAUCAUUUAAAUCAUCAUCAUCAUCGUCAUCGUCAAAUAUUAAUAAUAAUAAUAAUAAUAAUAAUAAUAAUAAUAAUAAUAAUAAUAAUAAUAAUAAUAAUAAUAUUAAUAAUGGUUACUUUUUUGAUAAAAUUGAAGAUACAUUUACAUUGAAUAAAGAAGAGAAAAUAAAAUAUUCAAAAGCAUUUAAAAGAAUUGGUGAAGCAUUUUUAUCUAUUGGUUAUUUAUCACAAGGUGAAUCAUAUCUUUUACAAGCGUUAAGUAUUAUGGGAGAGCCAUUACCAAAGGCAAUGUCAACUUCAAUGACAUUUUCAAUUUUAACUCAACAUGCAAAAUCGAGUUUAAAGAAAGCAAUCUCUUCAAAGAAACAAUAUAAAACUCAACCAAAGUUUACCAACAAUACACCAGAUAUUCAAGAGGUUGUAGAGAUUUCUAGUAUCUAUUGUAAAUUGGUUGAAUUGUAUAGUCGUUCUACAAUGUUGAAUUAUGCAGCUUAUUGUGCUUCCAAAUCCACUGAAAAACUUCAACCAAUCGCUCAAUAUCCAUCAUCAUUGAUUUUACCACAACUAUCGAUUUGUUUAUCACAAUUGUCAAUGGUGUUAUCAGUGUUUUCAUUGGUUACUAAAGUUUCAAUAUCUCAUGCCAAACAUUCUCAACGAUUGGUCGAUUGUUUGCUAUCUGCUUAUAUGAGCGUAGACGACCAUGAUGCUGGUUCAUUAUUAAUGUAUUCAUUGUCAUCCAAUUCAUUAGGUCAUUUAAAUCAAUGUUCUUGGCCAAAAGUUACUCAAUCAUUGGAUCUUUCAGCAUUGGAAUUCUCUUUAAAUUUAGAUUUAUUUACAAAGGCAGAAUUCGAAUUCAACCUCUUUGUUUACCUCUCACAACAAUUACUUAGAGGUGACUUAUACUUUUGUAAUAUUUUAAUUUGCGAUUAUUUAUUCUUAUUAGGUUUAGGUGAACAAAUUAACUUUUCUUCUGUCAUCUAUAGAUUAUUAAUCAAUCAAAAGAAUUAUAAAAAACAAUAUGAUGAAAUUCAAUCAUUUGGUUUCGUAAAUUCAGUUUUUGAUGAUUUCUAUGGUUUCAAUCAAUUUCAAAUUUUAAUUAAAGGAACAAUUAAAAUUGAAAAAAAAGAUGAUGAAAAUAAUAAUAAUAAUAAUAAUUAUAAUAAUAAUAAUAGUAAUAAUAGUAAUAAUAGUUAUAAUAAUAAUAAUAAUACUAAUACUAAUAAUACUAAUAAUCAAUCACAACAACAUCAACAAUCAACACAACAUCAACCACGACCUCAACAACAAACACAACAAAAACAACAACCACCUCAACAAUCACAAAAACAACAACAACAACAACAACAACAACCACAAACACCAAAUGAACCAUUGACAUUACAAAAAAUAUAUGAAAUGGUACCACCUAGAAUACCACUUCGUUUGACAUUACCAAAACAACAACAACAACAUCAUCGUCAUAGUCAAAAUUUAUCACAUUUACAACACCACCAACAACAACAGGAUGGACAAGUAGAAGGAGGAUAUAUGGUUCAAUCACCAACUAUUGAACUAUUGACACCACAUACUAAUUAUCCAUUCUUUCCAUGUGGAUUCUCAUUCUAUCAAUAUUCAACUUAUUGUUUAAUUUAUCAAGGUAAAAUUAAGGAAGCUCAUAUUCAACUAAAGAAUAGUUUAUUGGUUAGACCAAGUCCAGAAGGUACAGAAGAAAUAUUUAAUAAAGCAUUGUUAUCAGUUAUUUAUUUCUCAAAAGGUAAAAGUAAAAAAUCAAUCGUAUCAAUUCAAAGAGCUAUGGAUUUAAUAAAUUCAGAUAAACCAGCAUAUGGAACAGAAAUAAGUUUAUCACUAAUUUUAAUGGCUCGUGUUUUACUUUUUAUUUUAAAUGAUGAAUUCUUUAAAAAUCUAUAUAACGAUAAUCCAACAUCAUCAUCAUCAUCAUCAUCGUCAUCAUCAACAGCAGCAACAACAACAAUACCAACAGUUAAUAGUCAAUUUGAUUUAAUGGGAUUUGAUGAUAAUUUCAUAAAUUUAAAGGAAUCAAUUAUAAAUGAUGCUUCUGAUAUUUCUGAAAUCAAUGAAUUGAUUAAAAAAAAAGAACAACAACAACCACCACCUCAACAACCACCACCACCACCAUCUUCUCCAUCAUCUUUAAAUAAUAAUUCUAAAUUUAAGAGUUUUAAAGAUUCAACAGGACGUGAUCAUAAAACUGUUGAAGUUUGGUUAAGAACAAUGUUAACUUGUUUAAAGGGUGGUCCAGAUUUUUGUUAUCCAUCUUAUUUACGUCUAUAUGGUCUCUACAUUUUAUUUUUAAAUAGAAUUACUUAUUUCUGUAAAAAGUAUAAGAAAACUAUGAUCUCUGCAGUUUCAUUCAGUGGUGGUAGUGGUAGAAGUAAUAGUGGUAGUAGUAGAAAAUCAAGUUUUAAUGAAAGUCUUUCUGCAAGUCAAGCCUCUGAUUUAUCAAGUAAUAGUAGUGUUUCAACAAACUCUAAUGAAUUACAAUCAUUCAAAAAGAAAGCUUUGAUUUUAUUAUAUAAAAGUGUUAAAGAAUCAAAAGCAAGACAAUUACAAUUGGAAGAAGCAUUAUGUUGGGCUGAAAUCAUCAAAAUUGAAGAAAAUCCUGAUAAAUUAUCAAUAGCAAAUUCAACUGCAAAUGAUCUUUAUCAAAAAUUAAAUAUUCAACCUUGGUUUUAA